AUGGCCCAGCCACCAGGUGAUGACUGGACCGCGCCCAUGGAUGUGGGUAGCACAACUGAGGUCAGAGAGAGUGGUGCGACUGCCGGCAAGCUGAAGGACAACCUCAUGAGCAAAGUGUUGGGUCUAUCAUUGGAGCAUGGCGGGCUCAACAGAUAUUUGCAGAAGAAGUACAACACAGUUGAGAAAAAGAAGGAGUUCGUCAACUUGCUGAAGACUCAUGUUCCGAUUGGUACAUCAAUCGACUACAAUCACCAGCAAACCGUCGCCGAGACACCGGAUGGCAACACUUACAAGGUUCACGUGUCCAUGCUGGGAUUUGACAAGGUGGCCUCCUGCAAGUACCUGGUGGAGCACUCGGUCGUGGAAAAGCUGAUUCCAGAGAUCAUCCACGACGGCUUCGUGACCACCAGCGAGCCGUUAGUCUGCCAUCAGCCCAAGGAGCUGCAGAUCGCGGAGCUCAUGCCUACAGAGAACCAGAUGAGCCACUUCAGCCUUGCGUAUGUGAAGGGAAUGGCCCGGGCUUGUACGCUGUUAACUCUCUUGGACGUGAUCUUGGCAGAUGGUGCCCAGGAGUUCUUGGACACAUUCAAGACAGUGGUCGACAGCGCCAAGGUGAUCACUAUCAGGGUGCAGAUUGCGAUAGACCGAAUUGCCCUUGCAGUCGAAAAUGCGAAGCUCGCCCAACGUGGACGUAUACGCAAGGCAAACAAUGUCGUGACAUGGGCUGGCAUCGUCCUGGAGCUCAAGGCACAUGGAAUCACUGAUCCGCAGACUCUGGUUCGGGCCUGGAAUGAGAAGUGCGCGACGAAGGAGGCGCAGAUCAUCGGCCAGAAGCGCACAGCUCUUCUUUCCAUCCUGAGCUUGAGUGACCACGCCCUGAACACUCUCUUCGAGAUCGUGGCAGAGAAUGGAUGGGAACACUCCCCCUUCACCGAGGACUUCCUCGCCUCGCCGAAGCUCAAGAAGGACUGGUACCAAAGGAACGUUUCCAAGGCCUGGCAGCACCGCACCAAGGUCACUAGCAAGGCCCAGGAGCUGAUGAUGGACACUCUUCAAGUGCACUAUCGUACCCUCCCGGUGAGCGCCAGGAAGAAGAUGAGCAGAUCGGACCUCGAAGAGCUACUGCUGGUGGUUUCAGUUGCGGUCAAUCUAUGCGACGAGGUCAAGGAGCAGAUGCCAAUCCCAGACGAGGUCCUCUACAAGAGCUUCCUCGACCUUGUUGUCUGUUCUGACCAGGCGGUCAUACUCGAGCUCCAAAUGGCAGUGGCGUCCAAGGACCAGAGCUUCAAGCCUGCUGACGUCCAGUGCCUGAAGAACAUCAUGCAAGCUCACGUUGCCAACACUGCGAACAGCGUCAUGCAUUUGCAGGCUGACGUCGACAUGGAGGCUGGGAAGCUGGAGCAGAAGGCCAUGGAGUUAGAUAUGGAGAAGAUCGAGAACGACUGCAAGCGCUUCGACAUCUGGAAGACCAAGAUGUUGGAUCGCGAGGCCCAGGACUACUAUCAAGAGCUGGACUGGAAGAGGAAGCAGGUCGAGGCUGGCGAGCUCUUCGCAGACGAGUGGGUGGAGAAGCAUAUCUGCAUUCUUGGGGAGGUGGAAGCAACAACUGCUGGGCGCAACAUCCAACAUCUCGCUGAAUUUCACACCAAGAGCGUGGAGACCGUCAACCUCAGCAAGGGUGCCAAAAAGGUGGUGAUAGGAGUCCUGGUGCUGAUGCCGAACUUCGUAUACAAGAAGGCGUCAUUAUGGAUGGCAGAGAUCAACGCCCUGAAGAGCCUAUCCCAGACUGGCUUCAAUAGCGACCACAAGUUUUCUGUUAUGUUCGAGGAAGGCUCUGCUGAUGCUCGCGACGAGAGGCCUGGUAAUUACGAUGGACGCUUCUGUAUCCCGAUACCUCGUGAGGGAAAGGAUGGGGUGAAUUGCUUUGUCAAGAGCAGGCUCUGGGUCCAAGGGUUUACAGAUAGAGUGCCGUUCACGAAAUCGUCUGAUAUGAUGCAGAUCGAGGACAUGAGCGAGGACGCCAUGCCAGAAGUGAGGGACGAGAAGCAUACGAUGUGUCCUUCGCUCCGUUUUCAGCAAGUGGGAAUGCAAGCCAUCGAAAGCAUGGUCCGGGGAGCUACUGAGGGUAUCUCUUCGAGCACUGAGCUGAGUGGGAACGCGUUGAACAUCAUGAUCGUGGACUUCAGCGCUGAUGCUGGUGUAUCUAUCAAGGCAUUCCUGAACAUCGUCUCCUCUUUCGAAGUGCCAGUGUCCCUGGCGCUGCUGCCAGAGAACGUCCGACAGACUGAGUGGCUAAAGGAGCUUGCCAGGAGGGAGGUUGCAAGUGGCUGGCUCAAUAGCCAAAUCAAGGACAAGAAGGCACCUCCACCCAAAGCCAUGCCCCAGGAGGAGAAACAUAGUUUUCCAGACAAGCCAGCGUUGUCUAUCUUGACGUGGGCGCAGAAGGUCGGGGAGCUCGACUCGAUCAAGAUCCCUGCUCACGUCACUGACAAGUGGUCGGCAAAGGAGAAGUUCAACGAGUUCAUGCAGAAGCUGGAGGCCAAGUACGGCGACAUGUCAUCCAAGAAGAGGGCGCUUGAAUCCCAUGGAGAUCCAGGGACUCCUUCACCACACAAGGCCUUGAAGGUCGAUAGGGAUGCGACUCCUCCACCCAAGCAGGUCAACACGAUGUCCCUGAGCGAGAUCACCACGACACCCUUGGCAGAUAUCACCAUUGCAAACUUGAAAUCCAACCAAAUCGUUCUGCAGUUCAUGGUCAAUGAUGUUGUGUUCCUUUGCAACAAGAGCGACGCUGACGUCACCCUGCCGGCACAUCACGUGCUAGUCCUCUUCCCGACGAAAGGCUCCAAGUUCGAGAAGACGCCUGCGAAUGACGGCAAAUCCAUGGAGUACAAGCUCGGAUCCCAGGAUGAGAUGAUUGCCCUCGGUUCCAUGGUCCAGGACCUGUACAAGACAGUCAAGGACAAGAAGAAGCAGGAGCCCAAGCUCGCGAAGGUGUGCUUUCACACCUUGAAGGACGUAGCCACUGCAGAAAAGCCUGGCUCGUUCUCGAUCGAUGUCAAGGUACAGGUGCAUUUCAACAUCCAGGAGCGCAUCAAGGUCGAGGAUGACAACGAGAAGAAGCUCAAGACAUCAUUCCAGAACGCAGGGGCCUUGAUUCCGAUCAAAAAGUGGCUCGAGGCCCCGUUGCUCAAGAUCAUGUGGUCGUGCAAGUGGAGCCCCAAGGGUCUCGUCCCGGUGUGCCCCAAGGUGGUUACCAAGGAAGCGAUCAGCCUCCCCCCCGGCAGUGGCAUCAAGCUCCUGUGA
Molecule: messenger RNA, 3306 nt
Organism: Prorocentrum cordatum
Lineage: Eukaryota; Dinophyceae; Prorocentrales; Prorocentraceae
Source: the annotation of a GenBank genome assembly